AUGGCUCUUACUAAAAUGAAAAAUGAUAAAUUAAACGUUUCAGUAAUGGAAUGUGGUAAUUUAAUAACAAAUUUUUCAUUAGGAAAUCAAGAUUUAAAAAUUCAACGUAGAGAUAAAUUAUUUAGAAUAUUUACCGGGUCUAUUGAAAAUGUUAAUUUAUGGUCGAAAUUAAAAAAUCAAUUCGAAAUAAUAUUUGAAUUAAUAGGAAUCGUGAUAUAUCAAAUUGGUCGUUGGAAUUGUGAAAAAAUUAUUAAUCUGUGUGACUCUAAAACUGGAAGAUUGAUUACUCGAAAUCAUUUUCAAGCUUUUAAAAUAAAUAUAGUUUCUGAGGAAGAAAAAAAUGACUGUCAAAGAAUUUCAUAUAUUUGUAAAAAAGUAGCUGAUGAAAUUAAUAAUUUAUCUAUUAGAAAAUCUUAA
Molecule: messenger RNA, 417 nt
Organism: Pediculus humanus corporis (human body louse)
Lineage: Eukaryota; Metazoa; Arthropoda; Insecta; Psocodea; Pediculidae
Exons: 2
Coding region: 1-417 (138 amino acids)
Source: RefSeq, a predicted model, not a curated record